GCACGCACCAUAUAUACCCGAGCCUUCCCCUCCGCUUCACCCAACUCGCUCGCGCCCCUCUUCCUCUUCCUCUGCCUCCCUCUCCCCACUGUGAAAGCAACAACCAAGCGCACCACCAAGCUAUGCUCUGCUCAGCUUUGCUCGAAACUCGCCUCCACACACCCACAAUGGGGGCUUCAGUACCUUGCUCCUUCUUCUUCGACGACGAGCCGCUCGGCGAGCCCGGCAUGCCGGCGCUGGACGCGUGCGCGCUCUGUGCCAAGCCGCUGGCGCGCGACAGCGACAUCUUCAUGUACAGAGGGGACACGCCCUUCUGCAGCGAGGAGUGCCGCCACGAGCAGAUGCAGCUCGACGCUAUCUGCUCCAGGCAGGCCGCCCGGAGGCAGCUGCGGCUCUCGUCGGGAUCGGAGGCCCGGCGCUGGCAUCAAGACUCCGGUAAGGUGUCCGUCGCGAGCUAGCCGGCAAAGCUGGCAACCCAGUGGAGUAGAGCUUGGCUUGAAUCGACGGUCUCUCCGGUUUGUGUCGCCUGAGCCGGAGAAGCUAUGAAGGAUCUGAGAAUGUUCAUGUGCUGAGGCUCCGGCCAUCUGGGUCGCCCACUGGACAACUUCUUCUGGCUCCGACUGGCUCCUUUUCGCCUCUGUGUGUGUUCGUUUGAGGCUUUUGAGCCGCGGUUGGUGCAACACCAUCUGUAAAUCGAAACCACUGGGAAAUCCCUAUUUCAACACAUAUAUUUGCCUUGA
Molecule: messenger RNA, 740 nt
Organism: Triticum aestivum (bread wheat)
Lineage: Eukaryota; Viridiplantae; Streptophyta; Magnoliopsida; Poales; Poaceae
Product: FCS-Like Zinc finger 1
Exons: 1
Coding region: 123-458 (111 amino acids)
Source: RefSeq, a predicted model, not a curated record